AUGUUUCCUUUCUGGGCUACCGAGUCAAGGGGAAAUGACAAGACGUUAACGUUAGAUGCAAGCCAUCCUACGUCUUUGGAUCUCGCCGAACCAUCCGUGUCCAGCGUGUCAGCUCUUCCGACCGCGUCGGGUCUUCCGACGCCCAUCUCUCCCGCAUCCACCCACUCACUGAAGCGAAGACGGCUGAGCGCUGUUGAUACCGCUUUCCAUGGCCAUGGUCACUCGUCGAAGCGCAUCAAGACAGAGCAGGAUGGUGGUUUACCUUCGCCGACCUCGACCUAUGCAGGCGGGAAUGAGGCGGCAAGGCCGUCCAAGCUCGCCGCCUCCGGGCCUAAUCUAGAACGUGCAAAGGACGUCAUCCAAUAUCAGUUUGGACUUGAAAUCCUGAUGAAGCAUGACGAGCUCCGUCUCAUCAACCAGGAGCUGGCCAAGUGUCAGAUUGCUCUCGAGCAGCUUCGCCGGUGUCAUCUCAUCCCCUACCCUGUCCAGUGUCCGACACCCAGUCAGAUGCUGGACAUCAGCAGUGGCAAGGGUCCUGCUCUUCAGUCGAAACCAGGAGAGUCUGUACCGAAGUGGGCGCCACCCUUCGGGGUUGUUGACGGCCCGUAUUCUCGGCACUACGCUAAGUGGCUGAUACCCGAUCCCAUGUUUGACGGUAUUCAACCGGAGCCAGUCGUGGAGACUGCCCGGGCAAGGAACGCCGUUGCUGAAGGCAGAACGACGAGGAAUAGCAUGUCUGACGCAGGUGGUCUAGGAAAACAACGGUCUGCCCGCGGGCAGGGCACCCAGAAACUCCAAGCGUUAUCCAGUGGAUAUUCGCAUCCCAAGGAUAAAUCACUGCCUUGCAUCGUGAAACGGUCGGAUGGGAUGACGGUCAAGCUCGUCUGCCUUGAUUGUCACAGGUGGAACUUUUCGAGCACGCAGGGCUUCAUCAAUCACUGCCGUAUAGCCCAUCGGAGAGACUACAAGAGUCACGACGAAGCCGCCCUUCAUUGUGGGCAGCCCAUUGACGUUGAUGAGAUUGGAGGUGUUGCUGCUGAGGAAAGAAAAGCUUUGCCUCCCAUCGUUCCAAGCGUUCCAAAUACUACCAGCCCCGCUUUGGUGCACCCGCUGGCGCGCAGCGAACCCCUUUCGGAACAGCAGGCGUACAAGGCGUUGCUCUCGCGUAUCAAUGCGUCACUGGAGCUAUACCAUGCCGGCCAGCUCCCAGAUGUGAAGAAGAUACCAACCGCGCUACCAGCAUCAUCAUUGGUGUCUUCCAACGCACCAGAUUUUGUUGGCUCGUCCGACACGCCGUUUUUGACGAAGCUGAUGCAAAAGAAGAAGGUUGGGGGUAAUCUGAGUGAGAAAGUAAAGGAUGCAAAGACCAAAACAGAUUGGGACGCAGUUCUGUCGCGUAACGAUUCUGAAGAUACCGAUCAAUCGAAUGCCGCAGAAGGUACUUCAAGCUCCAAGAAGCCUGACACGUCGACAGCGCGGGUAUCAGCCGUCAUGCGCAAGCCGGCCUCGUCUACCAUUCCUCCUCCGCCAUUCUCGAGGAUUUCCACUUCCCCCGUCCCUCUACCAACAACGAGCAUAGGUCGUGCUCCGGCCCACUUGACCGGCUUGCCCAUCACAGCUACUAGGCAGAGCAAUCCACCAGAUCACCCCGAAACGCCCAUAUAUGAGGACGACAUAGACACAGAGUUGAGUCCGAACACCGUCGCUAGCAAUAAUGCGCCCUCACUUGUUAGUGAUGAUGGGGAGUAUGAUGAUUCCGACGAUGGAUCUUCCUCCGACACCAGCGAUGAAAUUGAAACUCGGUCUGUCUCGGAUGUGGCAGAAAUUAAUAUUGAAGAGGAUGUUCAUGACGUGGUUGUCGCGCCUCGCGCUCAAAUUUGUCAGCACCGAAAAGAAACCACGACCGACAGGACAGGUACCGGGAAAUUCAAAAACGACGAGAGCCGACAUGUAACAUUUGUAACCCCUGUUCCUCCGCCGAAGCCGAAUACCAAGGCCAAGUCCAGGGCUACUGGCGGCAACAAGCGCAAGCAAAAGUCUUGAAAAUACUCAGGAACAGUGGUUCACGUUUGAUAUCUGAGGAGGGCAGGAACCUCAUUCGCCACACCGUCACAUCUGUGACCGUCUCCGAGAUCAUCCCCUUGGUGGCUUGAGCAGGGACAAACCUCCCAUGUAUACUUUACUAUUUACGAGAUGUUACUACAUUUAUUUUAAUGCCGAGAUGAACAAGGGAACAGCGUUUUGGGCUUCGAAAUAGGAAGGAACGCUCAUAGCUUAUGAUGUUUGGGUCCGGCAAUUUGUGAUUUUAUGAGAAGCGCUUUUUCCACUUUUUAUCUUUAUUCUUUCGUGUCCCUCUCAGUCACUCAACAGGGAUUAUCAUCCGAAACAAACGAGAACGGUCAAAUAAAACAAAUCUCGAUUGGAUCUUCUUUUCUUGGCAGCAUACUAUUAUAUCAAAGCAACUUCUGUCGUAUAUAGCUAUAGCUGUCCAGUCUACUUGA
Neurospora tetrasperma FGSC 2508 is the source of this 2501-nucleotide messenger RNA. RefSeq lists its product as uncharacterized. NCBI's taxonomy places the organism in Eukaryota, Fungi, Ascomycota, Sordariomycetes, Sordariales, Sordariaceae. The record is from RefSeq and is a predicted model, not a curated record. The coding region runs from base 1 to 2043 and encodes 680 amino acids. The transcript has a single exon.